Molecule: messenger RNA, 1553 nt
Organism: Dreissena polymorpha
Lineage: Eukaryota; Metazoa; Mollusca; Bivalvia; Myida; Dreissenidae
Product: membrane cofactor protein-like
Exons: 5
Coding region: 1-825 (274 amino acids)
Source: RefSeq, a predicted model, not a curated record
AUGUUUCUAGACUGUGGAUCGCCUGUUCCUACUGCAAAAUCAACAGUUACGUACGGCGAGACCAAAGUCGGUAGCAAGGCGCUUGUGGAUUGUACAAUCGGAUAUGAGAUAAACAGUACCACUGAUACGAUGACGUGUAGACAGAACGGCACUUGGGGUCCGGAAAUCACGUGCUUUAAAACAGGAUGCAACGACCUUCCAGAUAUAAACAACGGCAAAUACACUUUCUACGCCGACAAAAUCCGAAACAAAACAACGGUCACGUUGGCGUGCAACAAUGGGUACACUUUGUCCGGGGUCGACUCGUCUGUUUGCGAUGAGUCCUGGAGUCAAAUCGGGAUAUGUGAAAAAAUAAGAUGUCCUACUGGGGAUUUCAUGACAAUUCCAAACGGGGCAAUCACACUUAACGCGAAAGACGUCAACGACUACGGAUCCACGGCUAUGGUUGCGUGUAACGUCGGGUACGUCUUAAUGGGAGAAUCCAUCACAACAUGUCAAGCGGAUAAGACGUGGAGUGCGCAUGGAUCGUGUGAAAAAUGCACCAAUUCAGUGGAACGUGCUGGCGAUUAUCCACAGGCAUAUACCAUUGCCGGCGCUACUGUAGGAGGACUUAUCGUCGGAAUUAUCGGUGGCGUCGGUUCGAUGGUUGUCUACACGAGACGGAAAUCUAAUGUACCCAAAUCCGGUUCUAAAACACCGCAGAUAGCUUAUGAAAGUCGUUCUCCUGCUCAGCGUGGAAAUAAAAGCGGCCAGAGCCCAAUGACGGAUCGACAACCAAAGAACGAAAAACGACAGAGAAGCACGUAUGUAAAAUGUGUCCAUUGAUAGAGAACGCCUGUUAAGUGUGCACUAUCAGGAAGACAAAUUAUGUUUAACUCCUCAAAUGUGCAAAGCUGACUCGCUUGUUUAUUCAAGAGAUACACAGCCUCACGGCUCUACAAUAAAUGAAAUCUACUUCAGCUUUUAGAAUAAUGCUUUUCGAGUGCAAGUCAAUUGAAGCGGUUCGUUUAAAAGUUUGUCUAUGACAAUCUAGUUCCGAAGAGCGCAAUCAUACAUAGUUUGAUCUCAGUUUCACUCAAUGAAUAGAAUAAUUUAAUGCCGUAUAUAAAUGAUUUUUUUUUCUAUUUCCUCGUCGAACAAGUAAUCCUGCAAUGUUUUAAACUGUUACCGGUGAAUAUUUCGAACUGUUUACCGGUCAAUAGUUUGAACUGUUGCCCGCUCGUGAUUUUUCGAAAUUUGAUCAGGUAAUAAAACAGUUAUUUCACGGAUGCUUGGUGAACAGUCAAAACUGUUGUCCCUCUGUAUCAGGGCUGACAUGUGGAACUGUUGCACUCGGACUAUCGGCCUCGGGCAACAGUCCCAAAGUCAUCCCUGAUACCUUGGGACAACAGUUUGACUAUUCACCGCGCAUCCAUGAAAUAACGGUAUAUUUAUGUUUAUUUUGACAUUCAGCAAGAGAUUUUAAAGAAGAAGCUCUGCCGUUCAAAUAUACCAUUUUUAAUUCUGUACUGUGAAGUUGAUUAACGUUUUAAUACAUGUCAGUGACUGUUCUA